ACAACAGUGAGGACUCGGAUUUCGAACAGAAAUCAGCCGCCGAGACUUCCACGUCCGUGGGCAAAAGAAAGCACCGAAAUUUCGCCGUGAAGAAGAACGCCAAAGGUGAAUCCCAGCUCCACGUGGCGUGCAUCAACGGAAAAAUUCCCGUCGUUCGCCACCUGCUCGAGCAAGGCCAUCCGGUGAACGUGCGCGACAAUUCCGGUUGGCUGCCCUUGCACGAGGCCUGCAACCACGGCUUUACGGAAAUCGUAGGGAUGCUGCUCGAUAAAGGAGCAGCUAUUAACGACCGCGGAGGCACCCAGUGCGAAGGUAUAACACCAAUUUACGACGCUGCCAACAACGGCCACGUGGGGGUCGUGAAGCUUCUGCUAGACCGAGGGGCUUCCGCCAUCGUGAAGACCGACAACGGCGAUACUCCUUUGAACGUGCUGAAGACGUGGCACCGCAAGAACCCGUUCGCCGGCGAAGAUUUGGAGCUUUACAAUGGAGUUGUCAAGAGGAUGUCGGAAGCGAUGGAAAAAGUCGGAGAGAAGGUUGACGAGGUGGAUUUUAGUUUCGUGGAUUCUCCGGAACCGAUGGAUAUUCGUGCCGGUGAGGACCGUUCGGAUCAUGGUGAGAUGGAGGUGGAAGCAUUUGAUGCUGAUGAGCCACAUUUCAGUAGGCUUUUCGAAAACGAUGUAAGCAACCCACGCUUCGAUGUGAGUUCGUUCAGCAGAAUGCCGAAAAAUGUCAGGCAGCCCAAACAGAAGUUCGGGAAUACUUCCGGUAAAAAACCAGCUUUGAUACGACAAGAUCACACACUGGACGAUUGGCUUGAAGACGACAUCCAAGCCAGCAGGUUGGCGAAGAAGCGUAGAACGACUCUAACUGACUCUUCCAUAAGCUCCAGUUACUGGUCUCAGGAGCACAGGAAUAGCAAGUCUCCCAGAACUUCACCCCUGAAAAGAACCAGCAAUGAAUUCGUAUCUCUGGACGGUUUCGUGGACGACGACAACUCCGUAGAAGAAGUUCUCCAACCCUCCAGAAACGAAAGAUUGUCGCUCAGCGGCUCAAGGCAAAGCACCACCAAGAAAACCCUCAGGAGAUUCAACAGUGGUAGUUCGACUUCCUCCUCGCGAAUCACGCAGUACCUAAGAAGGACCCCGAGUUUCGAAGACAACUCUGGAGCACGGCACAGCACCGGGAACUUCGUCGAACCAGACUCAACGACGAGUCAAAGUUCGAGCCAAGGUUCUCAAACGGCACGUAGCUUCGAAGCCGCGCAUAUCAGCGCAGCGCCCCCUGCAGGGGACGUGAUGUUGUACGUCGACGUUAAGAUAGAGACCAAGGUUUUCAGGGUUCCCGUCUGGAUGUCUCAGAUCCAGACGAAGACGAUAGGCUGGCUGGCUGAGGAAGCUGCUCAGAAAUACGCGCGCAAAGAAUGUUCGAAGCCGAGUUUGGAGCUGGAGACUACGACUGGGGCUCUUUUGUCUGACGACGACCCCUUGACCUUGCUCUUUCCUUUCGGAGCCACGAAGGCGGAGCCGGUUGUUGGUAGGAUCAUUGAGAUGAGUUUGCCUUCGUUGAUAGAUAGGUAUAAAGAAGCUUGUACUCAUGCUAAAACAGCAACCAACGCCACAGUGGUCGAAGCCAUCGAGGAGAUGUCCAUCAGGCUCAGCCUGGAAAACAAAGCCUUGACAGGGGCUACACUCGCCCCUCUCUGCAUAGCCCUCAACCACCAAUCUAGUCUCCUGGAGUUGAACCUGUCCGCCAACUUCCUCGACUUGAGCUGCUUCACUAAACUUUGCUCGAGUCUUCCUACCCUCGUCAAUCUUACCAUCUUGAACCUGAGAUGCUCCGGACUCUCCUCCAGCCACUUGGGAGAAAUGGUGAAAGUCGUUUCGACUGCCUCCGCGCGCGUGUUGGAAAAACUCUCCGAUUUAGACCUCAGCGACAAUUAUCUGCGCGACAAGAGCUUUCGGUACUUGUCCGAACUCACUAAUAAACUCAAGCUCAGCAGGUUGAAUGUGAGCAACGUCGGGUUGACUAAAAUCGAUUCGUCACCUCUCGAGUUGAGAGGUCUUCGCAGCCUGGACGUCAGCGAUAAUCGACUGGAUGCCGCUGGAGUAGCUAAAGUCGUUUCCUGGACAAAUCCGGCGUUGAUGAGCGAUUUGAACGUUUCUAGGAAUGAGAGGAGCAACGAAAGCGUGCUGGCGAGUGUGAUAGACCAUAUGAAGGGAUCUGAAAGUAUUGCUUUGGAAGCGCUGAACGUUUCCAGGUGUAAUUUGCAGGAGAACGAACUGUACGGGUUGCUCAGGUUAUGCUCGGGCAAAUCUCUAAAAAAACUCAAUUUGUCCUACAACCAGAACCUAACGGGCAUUUCUCUGAGACGCUUACUGGAGUUUUCCGCUUUACGGGAGAUUAAUCUCAUAGGCUGCGAAAAUAUCUUUCAAUAUUUCGAUGGUUGUGAGGGCUGCGACUUGCUGCAAGGAAAUGGAGAUGAUACCGAGAAAGUUCUGAAGUUGUCUGCCAAUAUGUCUGUUCACUCCUCUCAGAUCGAUGUGCUCACAGAAGCGUUUAAGAAAAUGAAUUCGGAUCUGUCGAUAGAAACUGGUGACGUGGUUAUUUUCAAGAGUUCCAGGAAGGGCGGGGAAGCACUUCGAAAUUUUCUGUGACAUUCUCAAGGCACCAAGUGGAAAAUAUAUCGGUAUGUGAAAAAUAAUAAAUGAUAUAUUUCAUAAGGUGCGGGAAUAUCUUCCAGAAAUGUUUUGGACGGUGUGGGUCAUUCCACGGUGAUAAUUCAAGUAUUUUUCAUUAUCAGUGCAAUACGUUUUCAAUAAAUUUUUUAAUAUUUUUUUA
Messenger RNA from Leptinotarsa decemlineata (Colorado potato beetle), 2841 nucleotides. Its product is annotated as tonsoku-like protein. Gene Ontology annotation, biological process: replication fork processing; double-strand break repair via homologous recombination. Gene Ontology annotation, cellular component: nuclear replication fork. Gene Ontology annotation, molecular function: protein binding. NCBI's taxonomy places the organism in Eukaryota, Metazoa, Arthropoda, Insecta, Coleoptera, Chrysomelidae. The record is from RefSeq and is a predicted model, not a curated record.